UUUUUUUUUUCGCCUUCGCCUUGGCUACAUGGAUUGAGAAAUCAUUGUCAUCAGAGAAUCCCAUUCGUUUUUUUUUUACAAAUUGCCUCAUGGACCUGAAACUCCUGCUGUCUCCCGCACAAAAGGAUCCUGACCCCGAUAGAGCGUCCACUCAGGGUAUUGAUCGCGAAGAGCACGCGACGAACGAAAGAGAUAUGCCCAACUGGCAAUAUCACUCUAGGGAACGUCCGUUCGAGCAGCCAUCUCAGCACGAAGAACAUCAGUAUCACCGUCAACAAGAGCCAUAUCCCCAGCAGCAUCAUGCCCAAUCUCAUGAACCUUACCUUGAGCACGCCGGACCACAGAAUCGGCCUCAUGUCCAGCAACAACUACAGCCCCCUUAUAACACAUGCCAAGGACACUAUUCACCUCAACCCGCGGCGUCACCUAUCUUGUCGGCCUCUGCCGCGACGCCCUUGCCUGGAGAAGCGCCGCAGUCCCAACAGUACUUUGCUCCCACCCACCGCGCCCCUCCCCCUGUUGUCCCGCCACCUUCGGGACUUAAUCUUUCUUCUUACAGUUUUCUGCUAAUGGAAAAAAGAGACCGUGAAAGGGAGGCUAUGGAACGAGCAAACAGAGGCUACCUGAUGGGCGAGGCACCAUCAAUCAAGAACGGGUCCGCACCAUCAUCUCCCAUUAUUCAUCACACAGCGAGUGCUCCUUCUCCAAGGAUUGAGCCGGCACAGCAUAUGGAGCAUGGAAGCCAGAAAUCUGAUGUACGGCAGUCAGGAUCCGAAAGGCACGCUUACGUAUAUCCACCUGAUGCUCCGCUUAAUCUUUCACAGGGUUAUGAUGGAUCAUCCUCGCAAUAUCAUGGCUCUGGAUCAUACCAGCAACAGCAUCAUCAAGGAUAUAGUUCCCCCUAUUCACCACCCUCCCAACAUGGCUAUUCCAACCAUCCAUCUCAAUAUCAGUACCAGCAAUCAUAUCCUCAUACCCACUACUAUCCUAGCACCAGCAGUACUAACAAUGGACAGGAUCAACUUUUCAGCCGGCAGCAGGUAAGGCUUUAUCCUUGAUCUUGACUGAAUCCAUGCAUUUUUCUUGACACAUCGUCACGUACACAGCUCAUGCUUUCCUUUGUACGAAGUAGUUGCAUUUUUAAAUGAACCAAUCCUUUCUGUUGGAUGUCUUUUCAUUUGUUGUCACUUCUGCCG
Messenger RNA from Lobosporangium transversale, 1196 nucleotides. RefSeq lists its product as hypothetical. Lineage: Eukaryota; Fungi; Mortierellomycota; Mortierellomycetes; Mortierellales; Mortierellaceae. The coding region runs from base 90 to 1058 and encodes 322 amino acids. The transcript is spliced from 3 exons. The record is from RefSeq and is a predicted model, not a curated record.